Anolis sagrei ordinatus is the source of this 2620-nucleotide messenger RNA. RefSeq names its product ANKH inorganic pyrophosphate transport regulator (gene ANKH). Gene Ontology annotation, molecular function: phosphate transmembrane transporter activity. Gene Ontology annotation, cellular component: plasma membrane. NCBI's taxonomy places the organism in Eukaryota, Metazoa, Chordata, Lepidosauria, Squamata, Anolidae. Gene Ontology annotation, biological process: phosphate ion transmembrane transport. The record is from RefSeq and is a predicted model, not a curated record.
ACGGGGAGCCCCUCUUUCCCCUUCCAGGGAGGCAGGCAGAGCAGAGAAGUCAGAGAAGAUCCUCCCUCGCAUCCCGGGAGGAGGAAGGAAGGAGGAGGAGGAGGGGACGGAAAAGCAGGCGGAUCCGCGCCGGUGCCGUGCGGUUUGUUUGCUCUGCUCCCCCGCUUGCCCCCCUUCGGGCGUAGGUGGGGCUUUUGUCCCCAUUUGGAGGGGAAAAGGAUGCCCCCAGCCGCCGGGGAUGGUGCCGGGUCCCCUCCUCUUUCUGCCCGCGGGCCUUUUGCGCGUGGGAGGAGGGCGGCCGCGAUGGACUUGGGCUCGGGGAGGCCUCCUCGCUAAAGGCAGCCGCCACAGAAGAGGAGCUCGCGCUGCUGCCGCUGCUACUGCCUCUCCAGAGCCUGACGCCGCCGCGUGCUAAAUAAAGCCGGGACUGGUCGGCUUCCUCGCCUCUCUUUCUCUCUCUCUCUGCGGCAGAUGUGCCUGGCCUCGCGCGCAGCAGCAGCAAUCACAAGGGACUAUGGUGAAAUUCCCGGCGCUCACCAACUACUGGCCCUUGAUCCGCUUCUUGGUCCCUUUGGGCAUCACCAACAUCGCCAUCGACUUCGGCGAGCAGGCCUUGAAUAGAGGUAUCGCAGCUGUUAAGGAAGAUGCUGUGGAAAUGCUAGCCAGCUAUGGGUUGGCCUAUUCCCUCAUGAAGUUUUUCACAGGUCCAAUGAGCGACUUCAAAAAUGUGGGACUGGUGUUUGUCAACAGUAAGAGAGAUAGGACCAAAGCGGUUUUGUGUAUGGUUGUGGCUGGUGCUAUAGCUGCCAUAUUUCACACUUUGAUAGCAUACAGUGAUCUGGGGUACUACAUUAUUAACAAGCUGCAUCAUGUGGACGACUCGGUGGGAAGUAAAACACGCAAGGCCUUCCUUUAUCUUGCAGCCUUCCCAUUUAUGGAUGCCAUGGCUUGGACCCAUGCAGGCAUUCUUCUGAAACACAAAUAUAGUUUUCUAGUGGGAUGUGCCUCCAUCUCAGAUGUCAUAGCUCAGGUUGUUUUUGUAGCCAUUCUGCUCCAUAGUCACUUGGAAUGCAGAGAACCUCUCCUUAUCCCCAUAUUGUCCUUGUACAUGGGAGCGCUUGUCCGAUGUACCACCUUAUGCCUGGGAUACUACAGAAACAUACAUGACAUCAUACCUGACAGUAGCGGGCCAGAGAUGGGGGGAGAUGCUACGAUAAAAAAGAUGCUAGGCUUCUGGUGGCCCUUGGCAUUAAUUCUCGCCACUCAAAGGAUCAGUCGGCCUAUUGUCAACCUCUUUGUAUCCCGGGAUCUGGGUGGCAGCUCAGCAGCCACAGAGGCAGUGGCAAUUCUGACAGCUACAUAUCCAGUGGGGCAUAUGCCAUAUGGCUGGUUGACAGAGAUUCGAGCUGUUUAUCCUGCUUUUGACAAGAAUAACCCCAGCAAUAAAAUGGUGAACAGCAGCAGUACUGUCUCAUCAACUCAUAUCAAAAAGUUCACCUUUGUCUGCAUGGCCUUGUCCUUAACGCUCUGCUUUGUGAUGUUUUGGACUCCCAACGUGUCAGAGAAGAUCUUAGUAGACAUCAUAGGUGUGGAUUUUGCCUUUGCAGAGCUUUGUGUCAUCCCACUUCGGAUCUUCUCCUUCUUCCCAGUUCCAGUCACUGUAAGAGCACAUUUGACGGGAUGGUUAAUGACGUUAAAAAAGACAUUUGUGCUGGCCCCAAGCUCAGUGCUGCGGAUCAUUGUACUCAUCACCAGUCUCAUUGUGCUGCCUUACUUGGGGGUUCAUGGAGCCACCUUGGGAGUAGGAUCACUUCUAGCUGGCUUUGUAGGAGAAUCUACCAUGGUUGCAAUAGCAGCUUGUUACGUCUAUCAGAAACAGAAAAAGAAGAGGAAUGAUAAUGAGACAGCAACGGAAGGUGAAGACUCAGCAAUGACUGACAUGCCUCAAAUAGAGGAAAUGACGGACAUCGUAGAAAUGAGAGAAGAGAAUGAGUGACAAACUGGAACUGUCUGUUCUCUGCAGGGACAACUGGAAACAUACUUCUCUCAUGAUUCAUUGUUUAUUUUUAAAUAAAGAGGCCUUGAUUCCAGAGGUUUCAGAUAAUGAAAUCCCUAGCAUACUGAGUAUGCUGGCAUGGAUGAGGGACUUCAAGGAACCGUUCCUGCUUUUCUUCUCCACUUCUCAACUGAACUUCUUCUAUAUCUCAGCGCAAGCUGCUACUGCUGCUGCUACAUAGUAGAAGAGCCUCCCCUUUUGGACAGUCUAAUGGCCAACCAAAGUCUCUCUGUUUCUUCAAGAAUUCUGCUGCCGUCCUUCCACCGCCUCCAGUGCUUCCCCCGCUCCACUGACCCCGAUGUGCCCCAUUCCUCUUUUUAUUAUUAUUAAUUCAAGAUUUAAACACGCAACUUUGGGGUGGGGGGAACGUUAGCUUUAUUUUACUUGCUUGAAAAUGACUUUGCUCUAUUGACCUGUACCACGGUGGUCUCUUGAGGUUUUGCUUUCUCAUCGUUUAGUGUAAUAUAUUGUAUACUGCUACAAAAACAAGAUACCAAGACCAGAGGUUUAAAAAAGAAUAAAUGAUAAACGGGAUAUAUUAAAUAGACAUUGAUAAACACAGAA